AUGAAAUUGCCCAGCUGUUUUGAUGAAGUAGAGCUUCCGCCAAAGCGUUGCAUGUAUAAUCAAUUAUCCAAAAACAAGAGGCUACAAGUUUCAAGUGUUGAAUCAACUUCGUCCUGUGUAAACUCUGACGAGUUUCAGUUAUUUAUUCGAGACAACACGUCACCGUACCCUCCUGGCUUGACGAACUUGGGCAACACUUGUUACAUCAACGCGACUCUGCAGUGCUUGCUCACUAUUCAGCCGCUAGUGGACUGGCUUGUUAGUCAACCCGAAAAGCACUUCCCUCAAAACCCAGAAUCUGAAGGUCCUCUUCUCACGCCAGUUCUAUCCAAAUUAGUUGUAGCGAUCUUUAGAAACGAUUAUGCCUCGGAAUUGAAGGAAUUCCGACAAGUCAUCGGCGAACUUGUCAAGGACUUCAAAGAGCCGCAGGAACAGGACGCCCAAGAAUUUUUACUCUUCCUGCUCAACCGACUGCAUGACGAGACGGCACAAAAGCCCACCGGUCGUGGUCCUAGGACUUCAGAAAUUCUACGAAUUUUUGAAGGCACGCUGCAAACACAUCUCAUCUACCCUCAGCAUAAACUAAAGCCACGUUUGUCGAAGUCGUUUCUUAAUGAAUCGAAGAGCAAUUCGGAAGUUUUUCUCUCCCUCUCCGUACCUAUACCCCUUCCAGGAAAUCAGUUAAAAGCGGCCACCGACUUGUUGGACAGCAACCCCUGUGAUUUAAAUAUUGUAUUCAACGAAAUUCGAGCGCACAACUCAUCCAUUUGCUUUCGUCGUCUGCUGAAGGUGCAUCCAAGCACGGACAUCCAGAGCGUUUACAAUCAGGUUCUCUCCUUCCCCCCCAUCAGUAGUAGUACCGCUCCCAAAUCUUCACAUACGACAGGGGGUGGAAGUCAUCGAGACUCCAAAAAAUCUACCAUCGAAGAGUUCUCAUCCUCAUCUUCCUCCACUUCAGAUCUCUUUAUCCUCUUGCAGGUUAAAUCCACCGGCUUUGGUGAUUGGUUUUUGGAAAGUUCCGGUCGUGCAGUCGACUUGACCGACGGUCUGAACAUGGAGGAUGUCUUCUUUACAAAUUCGCAUGUCAUGAAUGAAUCGGUGAAACGGAGUCUCCUUAGUGGCGAUGCCCUUUUCAUCGUCCGUCUUAAUAGCAAACCGUCGGUUGAAGAGCCACCACUCACUUCCCCCUCUUCCUCCUUGGACAAAAACGGGAUCUCUGAUGUCGAGGCGGGGAAACAGGUGUUAGACUCUGCUUCUUCCAGUACAGUCGAGAGUAGAAUGCAGCUGCUUUUGGUGCACGUGGAGGAACACAAGAACCGCACCUUCUUCCGCUCCCCCUCCAAUGACAAUAAUGCUGCUCGAACGGAGAGCUUUCGAAGGUUCUCACCUCCUCUCAGUGUGAAUGUUCCCAACGAUAUCUGUUUCGAUAGUCUGCGUCUUCUGGCGCUGCAAUCGCUGUUAGUGUUUUGUGGCAACCGCACUCCCACCGGGUCCAUGUUGACGAGCGAAGUCUAUCGUAGUGUCUAUUUCUGGGUUGUAGAUGCCGCGCCUGGGGAGCCUUGUGAGAUCGAUUCAAGGCAGGAGUUUCCACUUCUCCACUCCACUAUUGAGGUAUCUUCCAUCCCUUUGCCAAAAUGGCUUUCUACGGAGAACGGUGAUAGGCCUCGCCUCCUUCGUCUCCUAGUCGUUUGGUCUUCCCCACCCAUUGAUCCUCUGCCAACUUUCAAGGUGGAUACGGACUUGCCUCUUCGGGACUUUUUGGCGGACCCCAAUGUCAGCUCGGACUGCAACUCGCGUCUUGCUGGAUCGAAUAACCUUGAGGACUCGUAUUUCACCAUUGAAAAAUGCCUUGAGGCGUUCAUUGAGACAGCAAAUGUGACUCGCACCCAACCCUGUGACAAUUCCGCAAAACAACAUACUACCGUCCUCUUGAAUACUAGGCUUGAAAAAGCACCAAAAUACCUCCUUCUCCAUCUAAAUCGAUUCGUCUAUGUGCCUGCGUCUAGCGGUGGCAACGUGCUAAUGAAAAUCAACUCGUUGGUAAAGUAUCCAACAAAAAAUCUAGAUCUCUCCUUCAUGUUUGACCAAUCCAAGUUGAAGAGCAACCGGAAAUCUAAGAACUCUAGCAACAGUGAUUCGGGCAAGCCGGUGUACGAACUCGUGGCCGUCUGUAAUCAUAAGGGGUCAAUCGAGACCGGCCACAUUACCGCAUAUUGCAAGAGUCUUAUCUCUGGGCAAUGGUGGCAUUACAAUGACCUCAAGGUCCAUAAGGUCUCUCCCGAUCAGGUUGUCCAACCUGGAGCCUACAUUCUCUUCUACAAAAAAUGCGACGCCGAUGUGGGCAAUAUCCAAAAGACUUUGGAAAAGUUAUUUAAAAUCGCCACAGAAGGGAGGGGUUGCCAGGCUGCGACUCUCUGUCCAAUGAAUGCGCCGUACACGACGCCUCCACGACUGUGGGGCUGCGGUAGGAAGGCGGGUCGGGAGAACGAUAACAUGGAAUUUCAAACUAUCUAA
Messenger RNA from Echinococcus granulosus, 2514 nucleotides. RefSeq names its product Ubiquitin hydrolase. The record is from RefSeq and is a predicted model, not a curated record. The transcript has 13 exons. Gene Ontology annotation, molecular function: cysteine-type deubiquitinase activity. Lineage: Eukaryota; Metazoa; Platyhelminthes; Cestoda; Cyclophyllidea; Taeniidae. Gene Ontology annotation, biological process: protein deubiquitination. Bases 1 to 2514 code for a protein of 837 amino acids.